Messenger RNA from Dicrocoelium dendriticum, 1965 nucleotides. The record is from the annotation of a GenBank genome assembly. Lineage: Eukaryota; Metazoa; Platyhelminthes; Trematoda; Plagiorchiida; Dicrocoeliidae.
GUGCCCCUACAUCGUUUAUACACGCAUCCGGAUUUUAACACUUCCCUCUACAUGAAGAGAUCCUCUUCCUGUCACUCAGAGUUCGAAAGGCAGCCCAAAUGUCUGCGUCGCUCCUUGUCUGAUCCUGUUGAUAAGGAACUCGUAGACUCAAUUGGGAUCUUUCAUACGGUUCCUUUAGAGCUACAAUAUAAGAUAUUUUCCUUCCUCACGAUUGAUGAUUUAAUUACCUUGGCAGGGGUCACAUCACGUAUGAAAUUCACCAUAGAUCUAUUUGUCAACAGUUCACAAUGCGCACUGCUGAGGGAAUUUCGUUCCCCUCAUUCUGGUUCCACUGAUUUGAAGUUGGCCUCCUUGAACAGACUAUGCGACAAAUUUAAGAAAGCAGGAUGCCUUUUCAGAGUGCUCAGUUCAUCUCUAUCAACCAGCCUUCGACUUAAUUUUUUGGAACAGCAAUUGAUUCGUCACAUGUGUCAGAUAGGCGAAGAGCAAGUGUGUACAUCGCAAACCUCCACUUCACAUUCUGUCUCGGGGAUCUCAACGGAAGCUCCGACUGCGUCCUCCACUUCUUGCCGAUUGGGAUGUCUUCGAUGCCCAGCCCUCUAUCUUUAUGGACACUUUCUACAAACCUUUACUUCUGAUUGGUUAGAGGUCGACAAAAAGAAGCUUUUCUACCAAUUUGUACAUAAGUGCUUUGGAGACAAUUUUUGGCGUCGUCUGACGACAAUCGUUUGCGAAAAUCCUGGUCAGGACCCAAGUUCCGAACUCGCGAUAAGACUAUUUCUGCGCCGAGUGUUCCUAGAUCCGGUAGCGCUUCCUGUACCCAUCACCGGUGGCGCAAUUUCCCACCGAUCGCCCACUUCGAAAUCUGGAUCGAACCAAUUCGCAAAUUGGCGCGGAACUUCUCAUAAAGCAAUCCACUCCCUUUCGAUGGGAGUGCAGACUGAACACCCGGAAGAGCCUCACAUCCGUCCAAGUGGAUCAUCAGUAUUACCUUCAGAUUGCAGCUCUUACCAGUCCGAUCAUCCAACAUCCGCCCCACUGGUUGUACGUGCGUCCUGCUCGGGUCCUGCUGUCGUGCUCAAUCAUCCACACUCCAAAGGACCACUUUGGCCCGCCGCGCAGCCACUUAUGCAUGUACUGCACUCGUACCCACUGGUUCAUCAAGCCCGAAUAGUGUUCAUACUUUAUGGUCCAUUGCACAAAGGUCGUCUCAUGUGGCGGACCAUGUGUGAAAAUACAGCAGCCGACUCGGAACAGCUGACAGCCUGCUUUGGGGAACUGGGUAGCGUGCUGCACAACAUGCUUGAAAGUGGUGCGUGGACACACGACGAGACACUGUCCAUACUAAAUGAAAUCACUAUCGUCCCUGAGGAGUGGUUGGCCGAAAAUGUGGCAUGUCUGCUGUAUACCUCCGGACCCAGACUCGCCUCCAUGCUUAUAACACAGAAAGCGGAAAGUGGACAAAUUGGUGAACUGGCUAUUACGCUGACCUCUCUGUGUAUAAUCCGGGUGAAAAUUCGCGCCGCCCUCACGGACCUCAUCGGGCUGGUCGGUGAAGCAUGUCGUGCGGCGCAAAAUAUGGACCGACGUCUUUUCCUUGAUCAGCUUGCGCGGGCUUUCCAGGAUGUUAUUGUGGAUCUUUAUGAAACAGAUGAAUUAGAAGAUCGCGUGGAGGACUUCUCAAUCAUUCUCAAAGCACAGGCGGAGUUUAUGCGUGCGCUAAUGGCUCGCGUAUAUGAAGAAUGAAUGCUAUAGCAGCGACUUUCGCACUGUGAUCUUCCAAGCUGUGUUACUAUCGUUUUCCAGUUUAUGCAUUUCAGCCUAUUUUCCAAUGUUUUGCCCGUAGUGGCUUUCCUUACUUGUCUAAUCAGGUUCCGUUGCGCUCAUUUACUUUCUUAGCGAAGUUUUUACUAUUUCUAUAUUGAUGUUUUGUUUGAGUUUGGAAUACACGUUGUUCUGAUGAUC